GCAUACAUGCGCAUUCUGUUAGUUGAGUUGUCUAUAUAGGUUAUGUUAAGUAUGAGCCGUGUUCCUUGUUAUUUUCUUAUUUAGACUACUGUAUAGAGUAUAUUAAAAGUAAAUGGGUUUUUUGUUUGUUUAUCACGAUGGAUAAGGAUAAGAAAGAUAGUGAUUUGGAUGAUGAUAUAUGUGGAAUAUUUCCAGAUGAGCCGGAAACUCCAGUCCGUAAAUAUAAACAACAAUACCGCAAAGCCUGGGAAAUGGAGCCUGAUUUUAAAGGAUGGUUAACUAGUGUUCCAAACAAGCCCAACAAAGCGUACUGCAAGGCAUGUAAGAGAGAUCUUCAUGCUCACAGACUCACUCUUGUAAAGCACACCAUAUCCAUCAAGCACAUGAAAGCAGCUGUCGAAUAUUUUGAUUCGAAAACGUUGGAAGAGUCAAAGAAAAAAGAGAAACAAUCAAAAAAUGAAAAUUCCAAACGUCUGGUGGAUGCAACGACCGGGGCAAAAGAAGAUAUCCCUGUUCGUCCUGUUGAUGAAAUUGUUCCGAACAAAAAUGAUGGCGCUCAAAUGAGUGAGCAGCCGUUGAGAGGUGAUUCAAUUCUCUCCAGUAUCUCGCCGCACUUUCUGAUUCCCCACUCUGGCAAUAAUAUAACUGGUGUGAAUGAGGAAUUGGAGGACGAUCCAGGUCGAAGUCAGACGACCACUUCUAGUCUGCCCCAAGAACCAGCCCGGUCGCUGGUGUUGGCGAGGCCCGAUAAACCCCCGAUCUCAACCCAUGUCCUGGACACUACUAGGGGUCUCCCUGUCUCGGGCAUUCAAGUCAGUCUCUAUCAGCUCAUCGAUGGACGCUGGACACUCCUCAACGAUUCCUGUACAAACUUGGAUGGCCGAUGCGCUGAUUUGAUUGAUAGGGAAUCAGUGAAACCUGGUCGCUACAGGCUGCACUUCGAUACACACCAAUACUUCGAGUUACGAGGUCUGGACUGCCUGUUCCCGUUUAUUGAGGUUGUAUUUGAUGUGAGAUCACCGGCAGAGUAUCUACACAUUCCUAUUUUAAUGACACCUUAUAGCUACUCCGUAUAUCGAGGGAGUUGAAUUCUAGUCCUAGUCAUUUUUUUCAAGAAUAGUUUUUAUAAAUAGAUAUUUAUUCAUUCGAAACUUCUUGAUAAUACUCGAGACUCCUUAAAACUGAGUUCAUUUCUAUUAGUACAUUUCUUAUAUCAGUGCACUUCUGAAUUUCGAGAUGUUAAUUAAAUUCCAUUCAUCUUUAAACUCCAGUUUUAUAGAAUAUUGCUAUCGGCGAUUAAUAUUUUGUAUUUUUCACAUAAAUUGCAUAUUUAAAAAGACGUCAAUAAUGUGCUUUACAUUUUUUUGAAAUAUAUUGUUUUCAAUAGAUAAAGAAAUUCUAGGAAACACAGUUUUAUUGAAAUCUGUUAUUUUUUGCAUACUGCAUUAAUUCAAAAAAAGUUAUACAGUAGCCUACUCGUCAUUAAAUUCAUAUUUAUUAUGUUGAAAACAUGAUCUAUUUCUAUUUAUAUGGAGUCUUCUGUUAAUAUAUAAAGCUUAAAGCCAUAGAAGAUAUAAUGUGUAAGUUUUUGAGCCACUCUGUUUAAAUAAUGUGUAUUAUUAUACUUUUAUUAGCUGAAUGCGUGUCGGAGACUUACAAGAAUUGCUUCAUUCUUGUUUUAAGUUGGAAACUGAGAGACCAUUAAUGUGGAUCAUUUUUCUAUGUUCAACUUGGUUGAAAAACCCUCAUCUGUCCACAUUAUAGAUGGUAUUAUUAGAAAUAGUGAUUUUUUAGUCCUGUUACCUUAUUUCAAGUUGUAAUUAUCUAUUUCGAAUAAAGGAAAAUUUUGUUUAGUUGCACGAAGUUGAUAGCCCUACUCAAUUGGUUUACAGAUGCCAGUGCGAGUUGAUUAUUCUGUGUAACAUUCUGUGUGGAUUCCAGUCGUUUUAUGAACAGAAUGUCUUCUACCAUAGUACUUAAAUAUUAUGGAGAAAAGAGUCAAAGCGUUUAUAACUUCAAUGGGUGGACAUUUUGAGCAUAUUCUUCAAUAAUCUUUGGUAGCUAAGAAAUGAAUAAUAAAAUAUUACAUUACAAUUUAGUUGUUUUGUUUAAAACUGGCCACAUUCGGCAACAAUCAAUCGACAAAGUUAGGAAAAUCUUAAUGAAAAACCCUUUAUAACUUGAGAUUCGUUGAGAGUGAAGUUUACAAUAGCGUUGGGGGUGGCUGUUUUGCUUAAAAAAGCUAAAGAUUUUCAUCACAACGGAUUUUCCAUUUUUUUUUUUUUUAAUUAGAAAUUGUGUAACAGGACUAAAAAUUCGCCCUGUAUCAAUAGGCCUGCGAUUAUCAUUCACAGAAGCUGUAAAACAUGUUGAAAUGUGUUGCUCGUAAUAGUGUUGUGUGUUCAAGAAUAAGAAGACAUCAUUUAGACCAAAUAUGUCUAAUAAUUAUUAUGAUAUGCUUGUGUACUUGAUAUGGUUGGGUACAGCUUGUUAACUGAGCCCUCUUACUUAUCAUUCUGUAUUACACCAGUUCAUUAUACACUUGAAUUAAUUCAUAAUUCAACAGUCAAUGAAUUUUUGUUUCAUCCUUCAUCAAUGAAUGAUGGGAAUCUGUAUCGUGAAUUAUUUUCUAUUAAUUCUUUACACCUAUAAAUGUUUAUUGUGUCGUAUUAGUCCAGUCAAUACAUACAUAAAAAAGGGAUGUGCUUGCAAUUUAUAUUGUAGUUCUGAUUUUUUACUAUAUCCAAUUUCUUCAUGCAAAAUUUCCUUGUGCUAGAUAUAGAGUGGCCCAAAACCUCGUAUUUUCGGUUCAUUUUCCAGUUUUCAACUAUUUCUGCCAAAUACAACAAUUGGACAGAAAAAUCAUGCAAUACGAGUCUAAUUCGGUCGGAAUUUGAAAAAUUAUUGUUGAGUAUACUUGAGCCCAUAUUCCAAUAUACCAAAAAUGGCCUAUUUCUAUAAUUUUAUAAUCUAAAAAAAGGGCGAGAGCAAAUUUUUCUGUCCGUUACUGGAUUUGGUAGAAAUCGCUGAAAACUGGAAAAUGAACCGAAAAUACGAAAUUUUUGAGCCACUCUGUAUCUAGCACAAGGAAAUUUUGCAUGAAGAAAUUGUUUCUUGACUUCUCCUAUAAUAAAUAUAUCAAAAAAUCAUAACUACAAUAUAAUUGCAAGCACCAAUGUAUAUAUAUUGACUGGACUAUAUUUCUAUUAAAUAGAAAUUGUAAGACUUCUGUGGAAUUCAUAAAUUUCCAAGUAAAGAUCAUUAAUAAUAUAUUUGGCGUGUAAGAUUAUUGAAAUGGAAAUCCGGAUAAAGAUAAAUCAGCGCUUUAUACAUGAAAAAAUGUAAAAUUUUUUUACUUGGAACUUAGAAUUAGGUUACAAUGCGACUUUCAAGAAAUUAAAUCUGUUAUUAUCACAAUCGAUUUUUAUAAUAAUUACUGUCAAUGUAGCUUUUCCAAUCAUAAUACAGCAUAAUUACCACUCAAUUUGAAAUCGACUUCUUCAUUCUUGCAAACCAUUUACCAGAGAUGGUAAAUUUUACCAUUUUACUGUUUCUUGUGACAUAGCGUAAUGUUGAUGUUGAAGAGUAUUUAUGUGCUUUCGAGCAAUAUUGAUUUCUAAAACAUUUCACAAGAUGAUUAGAGGAUGAUCAGCCAUUUCUUUCUGUAUAGGUACUCUAUCUAUUGUGAUUGUGAUGUCGUGGUAAAUUCCAAUAUUGAAUAAGAAAACUUGAAAACAACAACUUUAUCAGUUGAAAUAACGAGAAGCAAGUUUCUUGUGUUCUUGUCUCGUCUAAGAUCUCAUCAAGCUAAGCUGAAUUAUUAUGUUAUACGUUAUUCUUAACUGACAUGUAGUUAUGACAAUUUGUAAUAAUGUUAUCCAAUAAUAUAUCUUUCUUUCUUGAAUCAGAUUUGUCUUUAUACGGUAACUCUUUAUAUAUGGAGGAAUAAUUAUUCCAGUAUUUUAAAAAACGUUUUACAAAUUAGGAAAUCUCUAAGUUUAAAUGAUAUAAAAACAAUGGAAGAUUUCAACAAACUUUCAAGUUUUUAUUCAAAAACAAACUGAACUAUAAAAAUUAUCAUAAUUAUCAGCAUUUUUUCUCACUUAUUUUCAAAAUAACUUUCACUAACAAUCCUUCUAAAACUACUCAAUACUGAACAACAUACAGUAAGUCAAUUUUCGCACUGAUAAUAUGGUAACUUUUUCAUUUUAAUCUUAGGCUACAUGUAUCGCACUUGUCUCACUUGAUUUUGUAGUCCAAUUUUAUUACAGUUAAGUUGUUGUAGCAUUAAGCUCUGAAUUCACCUUGAUGGAAGCACUUGGUUUUCAAGUUCAUUAUUAUCCAAUCUCAAACCAUCAUGUUCAUCGCGCUGUCUUGUCAUCAUGUUGAAGUCAUUCAAUUAAUCUGUAAGGAACGUCAAAUACAUUUUAACUUCAUAUUUUGGUAUAAUUAAUCACUGAUUUCAUAUUCACUGCAAUGAUUAUUGUUUCUUGUAUUCACUUGGAGAGAAACUUCAUAAUAUUCAGAAUGUAAGAUAUAUUUCAAUUAUCAUUUGUUUCAAUAUAUAUAGUUAGUUCUGAAAUAUUGUUGUUUGGGCUUUCAAUUUUCUCUUGAAUAAAAAUAAUACAGUUUGGAAUAAAAUGCUUACAUUGAUUAUA
Nilaparvata lugens (brown planthopper) is the source of this 4658-nucleotide messenger RNA. RefSeq lists its product as uncharacterized. Gene Ontology annotation, biological process: purine nucleobase metabolic process. The record is from RefSeq and is a predicted model, not a curated record. NCBI's taxonomy places the organism in Eukaryota, Metazoa, Arthropoda, Insecta, Hemiptera, Delphacidae. Gene Ontology annotation, molecular function: hydroxyisourate hydrolase activity. Bases 138 to 1088 code for a protein of 316 amino acids. The transcript has 6 exons.